This is a messenger RNA of Spodoptera littoralis (African cotton leafworm), 1182 nucleotides long. The record is from the annotation of a GenBank genome assembly. NCBI's taxonomy places the organism in Eukaryota, Metazoa, Arthropoda, Insecta, Lepidoptera, Noctuidae.
AUGGAAGAACCACCAGAAUUCACGACGUUCCAUGAAACUUAUAAAUUGAUAACGUUCGCAUUGAGCGUCGGUAUGAUAUACCCGAAUCCUAAAACUGAGAUGUGGCGGUUGGCUAGCAUUCCAUUUUUAAUAGCGACAAUAACUCCACUGGCUACGAUGAUUUUCAUAGACAUGUAUAAAUGCUGGAUGGCUAAAGACAUUGUGAACAUUAUCCGACAUAGUACUGUUGUUGGACCCUUUCUCGGCGGAUUUUUUAAGAUGAUACUAAUGUACCACAAACGAAUCCAAGCAAAACAGAUCUUAGACGAAAUAGACAGAGAUUACGAAAACAUAAACAACUACUCGGAAAUAUACAAAGAUAUAGCGCGGGCCAGCGUCAAGAACUGUCAAAUAUACAGCGAGCGGGGAUGGGCUAUAACCGUGGUUACUUGCGUGAUGACAUUUCCAGUAAUGGCUAUAUCGUUGAACGUUUACAAUUUCGUGUUUAAAUCUGAGCCUGUCAAGUAUAUGAUACACGAUCUGGAGAAGCCUUUUUCUGAAGACCCUGAGGAUCGAUUUGAGUCGCCGUAUUUUGAGAUAAUAUUCGUCUACAUGUUCUACUGUUCUAUCCUCUAUGUCGUAAACUUUACUGGGUACGACGGUUUCUUCGGGUUGGCCAUCAACCAUGCGUGUCUGAAGAUGGACCUGUACUGCAAGGCGUUGGAGGAGGCCUUCAAAGCUGAUGCUCAUGAGGUCUGCGGCCGAGUUAUAGGAGUUAUCAAGGAGCAGUGUCGUAUGUUUCAAUUCGUGGAUCUAAUUCAGGAUACCUUCAACAUUUGGCUGGGCAUCAUAUUCCUGGCGACUAUGAUACAAAUAUGUACCUGCUUGUAUCACAUAACUGAGGGUUACGGGUUCGACCUUCGAUACAUGAUAUUUGUGACUGGCGCCGUGAUUCACAUAUACCUGCCUUGUCGCUAUGCAGCUAAACUGAAGGCCAUGUCAUUGGAAACAGCGAAUCGCUUCUACAGCAGCGGAUGGGAACAAGUCGACGACCAGAGAGUUAGGAAGAUGAUAUUGUUUAUGGUUGCGCGUGCGCAAGUACCCAACGAGAUUGUCGCGUUAAAUAUGUUGGCGUUUAAUAUGGAAUUGUUUGUUUCGAUAUUGCAAACUUCAUAUUCUAUGUUUACUCUUUUGAGAUCUUAA